This is a messenger RNA of Pipistrellus kuhlii (Kuhl's pipistrelle), 2169 nucleotides long. It is a transcript of the gene LMOD2, whose product is annotated as leiomodin 2. The coding region runs from base 119 to 1846 and encodes 575 amino acids. Gene Ontology annotation, cellular component: myofibril; striated muscle thin filament. The transcript is spliced from 3 exons. The record is from RefSeq and is a predicted model, not a curated record. Gene Ontology annotation, biological process: myofibril assembly; pointed-end actin filament capping; muscle contraction. Lineage: Eukaryota; Metazoa; Chordata; Mammalia; Chiroptera; Vespertilionidae. Gene Ontology annotation, molecular function: tropomyosin binding.
GCUAUCGCAGCCACUCCGGCACCAGUUGCUGGCCAGCCUGCCCCGGCCGCCUCCCGCCCCUGGCCGCCCUGCGUGCCUGGGUCCUCUCGCUCCUGGUGGGUCUGACCAAACAAGGACCAUGUCUACCUUCGGCUACAGGAGAGGACUCAGCAAAUAUGAAUCCAUCGACGAGGACGAGCUCCUGGCUUCCCUGACGGCCGAGGAGCUGAAGGAGCUGGAGAGGGAGCUGGAAGACAUUGAACCUGACCGCAGCCUCCCGGUGGGGCUCCGGCAGAAGAGCCUGACGGAGAAGACGCCCACGGGGAACUUCAGCCGGGAGGCGCUCAUGGCCUAUUGGGAAAAGGAGUCCCAGAAGCUGCUGGAGAAGGAGCGGCUGGGGGAGUGUGGGAAGGUCGCAGAGGAAGACAAGGAGGACAGUGAGGAAGAGCUGGUUUUCACUGAGUGUAACAGUGAGGUGUCCGAGGAGGUGUACACCGAGGAGGAGGAGCCCGAGGAGGAGGCGGAGGAGGAGGCAGAGGAGGAGGCCGAGGAAGAGGCGGAGGAGGAAGAAGAGGAGGAGGAGGACGACAGCCAUGAGGAGGACAGCGCCGUGGAAGACGAGAAAGCCAUCAACGGCACUGUGAACCACGACGCCGUCCAUCCCGACGACGCCAGGCCCAAGACAUUCAAAACUCAGCUGGACACCAUCAACCUGACCAACGGCCACGGCGGGAGGCACCCGGAGCCCUCGCAGCCCCCUUCGGCCCCCCACGCCAGCGGCAACCCCACGGUGAUCGAGGAGGUGCUGGCCAAGGUAGAGAGCAACGACCCGGACACGCGCGAGGUGAACCUCAACAACAUCGAGAACCUCACGCCGCAGACGCUGGCGCGCCUGGCCGAGGCGCUGAAGGCCAACACGGCGGUGCGCAGCCUCAGCCUGGCCAACACGCACGCCGACGACGCCGCGGCCGCCGCCCUGGCCGACAUGCUCCGCGUCAACCAGCACCUCACCAGCGUCAACAUCGAGUCCAACUUCGUCACGGGCAAGGGCGUGCUGGCCCUGAUGCGCGCGCUGCAGCACAACGCCGUGCUCACCGAGCUGCGCUUCCACAACCAGCGCCACAUCAUGGGCAGCCAGGUGGAGAUGGAGAUCGUGCGGCUGCUCCGCGACAACACCACGCUGCUGCGCCUGGGCUACCACUUCGAGCUCCCGGGCCCGCGCAUGAGCAUGACCAGCCUCCUGACGCGCAACAUGGACCGGCAGCGGCAGAGGCGCCUGCAGGAGCAGAAGCUGCAGGAGCAGAAGCUGCUGCACGAGGGCGCGGACGGGGGCCCGGCCCAGCUCAGGACCGCCGCCGCCGCCUGGCACAGAGGCACGCCCGGCUCGUCGCCUUAUGCAUCGCCCAGGCAGUCUCCCUGGUCAUCCCCCAAGCUCCCCAAGAAAGUCCAGGCCGUGAGGAGCCGCCCCCCGUCUCCCCCGGCCCCGCCGCCUCCGCCUCCGCCCCCUCCGCCCCCUCCCCAGGCCCCGCACCGCCUGCCGCCCCCGCCCCCGCCCCCGCCGCCUCCGCUCCCCGAGAAGAAGCUCAUCACCAGGAACAUCGCCGAGGUCAUCAAGCAGCAGGAGAGCGCCCAGCUGGCUCUGCAAAACGGACAGAAAAAGAAGAAAGGGAAAAAGGUGAAGAAGCAGCCCAAGAACGUGCUCAAGGAGAUCAAGAACUCCCUGAGGCCGGUGCAGGAGAAGAGAGCAGAAGACAGCUACCGGCCUUCCACCCCACAGCGGUCCGCCCACGACAGCCUCAUGGAGGCCAUCCGGGGGAGCAGCCUGCGGCAGCUGAGGCGGGUGGAAGUUCCAGACGCUCUGCGAUAAAAACAACCUUGAGAAGAGGAUGCGGAAUCUUGCAUUGGCACGAAGCGAAACGCAUUGGGAGAUGUUUCUGAAAUACCUUCUUCAAUUGGGAAUGUCCUCUGACUUUCAAACGGAGCCUCAGCCAUGAAGUCCAAAGAGAAUCUUAAGAAACAGUCCACAGGUUUCUACUGUAAAUAUGAAAAUAAACUUCUUUUUUAAUGUCAUGAGAUUUGUAUGGGCAGGAAGCAGUUUGUUUAAAGACGCUUCGUAGCUUUGAGCUGUUGAGUUAACAAAAUGUGCCAUUAUUUUUGUAAUCCCAAUAAAUUUUGGAUUGAAGAUUUUUU